AUGUCGUCCGCGAACGUUCCGUCGCCCUUCAGCACGGAGGCCAGACGAAAGGCGAUGCAGGCUGCAAAGGCUGCAAAGGCUGCAAAGCCCGAGUCGAAGGCCGUCGUCACCAACGGCCACGGCGCCUCUGCCUCGACCGCCGCACGCAAGAACAGUGACGGCACCACGGGCACCUACGGAAGCGACACCGUCGUUGGGGUCGCCUCCGCGACUUCGAAGAAGACGCCUCCUCACCUGCGUCCCGGCCGACUCGUCUCCCCCAUCACGCCCACCAUGUGGUUCACCGAGGCGGGCCUCGCCAAGGCGGCGAUCGACUUCUACAUGUCGAUCUUCCCGCACUCGCGCGUCGUUAAGGUCUGCGCCGACGGCAGCAUGACGACCUUCGAGCUAGACGGCCAGCCCUUCGCGGUCAUCGACUCGUCGGGCGCCACGCCCAACUCCGACGGCCGCGUCGGUCCGCGAUGGGGCACGGGGUCAUUCUCCUUCAAGAUCAUGUGCCGCAACCAGCGCGAGAUCGACCACUACUGGGACCGCCUCGGCGCCGGCAUCGACGAGAAGUUCCAGAUGUACGGAUGGACCCCCGACAAGUUUGGCGUCAUGUGGCAGAUCUUCUGUCAGGAGUUGGACGAGCUGCACUUCAAUGUGCUCGACGAAGAUGUCCACGCGCGCCUCAUGGUUAUGAUGAAGGAGGGUCGCAAGCCCGACAUCGAGACCAUCCGCAAGGUCAUCAAGGGAAAGGGCAGCGAAGGAAACUAA
Messenger RNA from Anthostomella pinea, 756 nucleotides. The record is from the annotation of a GenBank genome assembly. Lineage: Eukaryota; Fungi; Ascomycota; Sordariomycetes; Xylariales; Xylariaceae.